AUGGCUACCUUGACCUUCUCGCUUGCCCCAGAGGCAUUGUUCCAGCUACACGAUGCACUCAUUUGUCUGGCUAAAUUCCAUGAGACCGUGGCCAUUGAGGCCGAGUACGACGUGCUCCGUCUGAGCGUGCUCAACUCAUCAAAGACCGCGUACUCGGCCUUUGUCUUUGAUGCCGACAGCUUUUUUGAAAGCUACUCUUUUGGGGUAGCAAGCGGCAGGAACCCUCAUCCAGAUAAAUUUUGCUGCGAGAUAUAUCUAAAGGCUUUGCUUUCAGUCUUCAAGGGAAGGACCAGUGGACGUGACAAAGACACUGCAGUUGAACGCUGCGAGGUGGAGCUCCAUGAGGAGACUGACGAGGCAGAGUGCAAGCUCGUCAUCCGGAUGGUCUGUGGGCUGGGCGUUAUCAAAUCGUACAAACUUAUCUACGAACCGGCUACUGUCAAUCACGCCAUCUUUGACCGGAGCACGACCACCAACCAGUGGUCGAUUGAUCCAAAGUUUCUAAGAGAGAUAACGGACCACUUCAGUCCGUCGGCAGAGCAGCUCGACAUCUACUCGGAAGGUGGCAAGGCGAUAUUCACGAGCUUCACGACAAAGAUCACAGACGGAAAAGAGAUUCUAAGACAGCCCGUGCACACCUCGGUGGCUAUAGACAAGAAGGAUUUCGACCAUUUCCUAGCUGAAGACAAUCUUCACGUCGCCAUCGCUCUCAAGGAUUUCAAAGCGGCGAUUGCGCAUGCGGAGACCGCAGGUACAAUGAUAACGGCCCGAUACACCCGUCCCUGUCGGCCGCUGCAGCUCGCCUACGGCUUCGGCGGCGUGAAAGCGGAAUUUACUCUAAUGACCAGGGGCGAGUCCGGCGGCGAUGACGCUCCAGCCUCUUCCCGUGCUCCCGCGCCAGAGCUAUCCGCCAGACAAACACCCGCUCCCGUUCACUUCACCCAGACCAACACAGCUUCAGACGCGAGGCAGAUGCCCCCACCACGCAGCCGGUCGAUACGCCCUCUCACGGGGACUUCGACCCGCGGCACGGAGUCAAACACGGCAAGCCAGCGGCCGCCGCCAUCGAUCAACUUCGACAGUCUCUUUGUACCAGCGGACGAUGACCGGCAGUGGGAUGUGCCAAACGAAGACGAAGAUGAAGAACCCCAAGAUGUUCUCGGUUGGGACGCAACAGCUGACCAGGAAACCUUCAACGCGAGCCUCGGGCCCGGUCUCAGGGACAAUGAACCCAGCAUGCAACAACAGCCUCCGUCCGGGCGAGAGGAGGAAAUGGGUAUUCCCCCAACACAACGCAUGUCCCAGGUAAAGAGGCCGUUCACCCCCCUGAAUACCUGCACGGCCUGGGCCUUUUUGACUAGGCACAGCCUUUAUUCUCGGUGUCCGUCCAUCCAAACCAGCAGCUUCCCGUCAAGACAUGAUAACCCAACUUGUCGCGCACCCAGCGCCCAGUCCAACAAUCUCGUUACCUCCUUCACUAGGCAACGGGACCUCUCCACACCUCUCCUUCACAUUGCCUUGCGCAUCCGUGUCCGGUCCACAGUUCCCAUGCUCACCCCAUCCAAAAGCCACGACAGCCCGUGGCCCAACAAGAGCAAGAACAUGCUCACUCCCCACUGCCAUCUCCUUCGCCUUCAGCAGAUCCGCCGGAGGCAAUUGGCCGCGGUCGUUGCGCCCCCAGGCGACCAGCGAAGAAUCGUCCUGAUGUACAUAGACCCCAUGCCAACUGGCAGCGAUACCACGGAAUCCCCGCAGCCGAUCCGGCGGCGCGGGACAACCAGACACAAUAUUCCACUUGUUAUCCGCAGACCCAAGCACCGUGAACUGUCCUGCAGCCUUGUCUCCUAUUAG
Messenger RNA from Aspergillus terreus NIH2624, 1851 nucleotides. RefSeq names its product putative DNA repair protein rad9. The record is from RefSeq and is a predicted model, not a curated record. Gene Ontology annotation, cellular component: checkpoint clamp complex. The coding region runs from base 1 to 1851 and encodes 616 amino acids. The transcript is spliced from 7 exons. Gene Ontology annotation, biological process: DNA replication checkpoint signaling; DNA repair; cellular response to ionizing radiation. Lineage: Eukaryota; Fungi; Ascomycota; Eurotiomycetes; Eurotiales; Aspergillaceae.